Dictyostelium discoideum AX4 is the source of this 1929-nucleotide messenger RNA. It is a transcript of the gene drkA, whose product is annotated as protein kinase, TKL group. Gene Ontology annotation, cellular component: membrane. Gene Ontology annotation, molecular function: protein tyrosine kinase activity; ATP binding; protein serine kinase activity. Lineage: Eukaryota; Evosea; Eumycetozoa; Dictyosteliales; Dictyosteliaceae. The record is from RefSeq and is a predicted model, not a curated record. Bases 1 to 1929 code for a protein of 642 amino acids. The transcript has 3 exons.
AUGAAAAAAUUACCGUUUUUGAUAAUAAUUAUAUAUAUAUUUUUAAUAUUAAUUUCAAUUUCAUCAUCAAUAGAUUAUAACUAUAAUAAUGAUAUUGAUAAUAAUAAUAAUAAUAUAAUAAAUCGAAAUAAAAAUAAAAAUAAAAAUAAUUUGUAUAAUAAUAAAGUAAUAAUAAAGAAUGAUGAUAAUGAUGAUGAAAUAAAUAAUAAAUUUAAAAUUAGGUUAGAUGAUAAUGAAGAUCAAGAUAUAUAUAAUGAAUAUCAUUUUUUAAGUAAAGUGCAUAAUAGAUUAGCAUUUAAUAUUUUUGGAAGUAGUAGUGAAAAUAGUGGUAGUGGUAGUAAUAGUAAUAGUAAUAGUAAGAAUACAGAUUCAUCAACUGGUCCAACACCAUCACCAAUAUCAAUUAAUGGCACAUUAAAUUCAACAGCUACUGUUUAUUGGUCAGGUGGUAAAUCAAGUUGUAAAUCAGUGAAUUGUACAGAAGAAGGUUUUUCAACGGGUGAUAGUUAUGCGUGUAGUUAUGAAAUUACGCCAACAUAUCAAAGAGGUCAGUGGGAGAAGGGUGUAAAAUAUUUUAAAGAUCCUUUACCAAAAUCAAUUUUAACAAGUCAAGUGGUUGGUGUAUCAUUUGUAAUCAAUGGUGUGGUUGGGUGUACGCCAUUGAAACAAGAGUUGACAACUAUCGAAUUCUUAAUUCAAGAUGUUCAAGUUGGUCAAACCAUUUCAACCAAUAGAAGUGACGAUUGUUCGUGUGGUAUCUGUUAUAAAGAUUAUGAAAUUUUACCACAAUCUUAUGAUUUAUUAGGGUAUAAUAAAAGUGGGUUAAAUAAAGUUCAAUUGUUAUUAUUGGAUAAUUCAAUUUGUGCCACGAGUUUAGAUAUCAUUUUCUAUUAUCAUCCCUCAACAAUACCACCAACACCAACUCCAACACCAUCUAAACCAACAAUAUCACUACUUAAAAAGUAUUUAAUUAUAGGUUUUUCAAUAGUUGGUGGUUUAUUAAUUAUUGGUGGUUGUUUUCUAUUAAUUAGAAAUCGUUAUAGAUCAAGUGGUUAUUAUAAACCUGAUAAAAAUGAUUACACUCAAAUUAAAGAUGGUAAAGAUAUUGAUAUUCAUCAAAUUAAAAUUGGUGUUAGAAUUGGUAAAGGUAAUUAUGGUGAAGUUUAUCUUGGUACUUGGAGAGGUUCUCAAGUUGCUGUUAAAAAAUUACCUGCUCAUAAUAUAAAUGAAAAUAUUUUAAAAGAAUUUCAUAGAGAAAUUAAUUUAAUGAAGAAUUUAAGACAUCCAAAUGUUAUUCAAUUUUUAGGAUCAUGUUUAAUACCACCAGAUAUUUGCAUUUGUACAGAAUAUAUGCCAAGAGGUUCAUUAUAUUCAAUUUUACAUGAUCAAGCAUUACAAUUACAAUGGUCAUUACUUAUUAAAAUGAUGAUUGAUGCCGCAAAGGGUGUUAUUUAUUUACAUAAUUCAACACCAGUUAUUUUACAUAGAGAUUUAAAAUCUCAUAAUUUAUUAGUAGAUGAAAAUUGGAAAGUUAAAGUUGCAGAUUUCGGUUUAAGCACAAUUGAACAACAAGGUGCAACAAUGACUGCUUGUGGUACUCCAUGUUGGACUUCACCAGAAGUAUUAAGAAGUCAAAGAUAUACAGAAAAAGCAGAUGUUUAUAGUUUUGGAAUUAUUUUAUGGGAAUGUGCAACUAGACAAGAUCCAUAUUUUGGUAUACCACCAUUUCAAGUUAUUUUUGCUGUUGGUCGUGAAGGUAUGAGACCACCAGUUCCACAAAAUGGUCCACCAAAAUAUAUUCAACUUUUAAUUGAUUGUUUAAAUGAAAAUCCAUCACAUAGACCAACGAUGGAACAAUGUUUAGAGAGAUUAGAAUCAAUUGAUUCAAGUGGUUAUUCAGAUUUACAAUAUGUUCGUCAACAACUUUAA